This is a messenger RNA of Boeremia exigua, 1144 nucleotides long. RefSeq lists its product as uncharacterized. The record is from RefSeq and is a predicted model, not a curated record. Lineage: Eukaryota; Fungi; Ascomycota; Dothideomycetes; Pleosporales; Didymellaceae. Bases 319 to 1032 code for a protein of 237 amino acids. The transcript has a single exon.
GCUCGAAGGUGUUAGGGCCAGGCACAAGAGCAUCUGCGGAGACCGGGGCCGUGGCGCUCGCAUUCAUCUCGCGCAAGCGCGGCACGGUCUUAGUGCCAUGUGCGUAUAAAGUAUGUGAUCCCCUCCCGCCACAACUUACCAUUCCAGGUCUGCGACUUCCAGGUUAUCGACGAAUACACUCAUUCAAGUCACUCUUUGACACCACGUUCACUAAGCCCUUCGGCAUACACUCACUCAACGAACAAUCCACAAAACCAACUUCGUCUAACCGACCAGUUCACUCAGUCAACUCUUCCAACCUCAACCAACAACUUCAAAAUGCGCGCCUCCACUGCUAUCCUCGCCCUUGCCGGCUCUGCCCUCGCGGCCCCCAGCUACGGCAGGCCCGAGUACAAGGAAAUCAAGAACGUACACGUCGUUUACGAGACUGUCGUUCACACCGUCUACUUCACCGGCAAGCCGGAGGUUGCUAAGCCCACCAAGGUCUCAACCCCCGUCUACGAGGCUCCUGCCGUAACCACCAUUGUCUACGAGGAGAACACCCCUACUCCCGCACCCCCUGCUCCCAGCAGCGUGGUCGUCGAGUACUCUGAGGCCCCUGCUCCUGCUCCCUCCAGCACCCAGGCGGCUACCUCCGCCGCUCCCGUUCCCACCGCCUCCGGCUACCAGGGCGUUGUCGACACAUGGCGUGCGAAGAUGGGCCUGAAGCCCCUUGCCAACGACGCCAAGCUCGAGGCCAACGCCAUGGACACCGUCGUCUCCUCCAACGGCCAGAUGGUCCACAAGCUCAACCCAGGCUCUUUCGGUCAGGUCCUUGCCCCCGGCAACGCUGACGACUUCGAGCACGUCUUCGUCGGUGGCUGGCUUUGCGAGCUUCCCGGUCUUCCCGGUCUUGAUGGUGUCUGCGCCACUGCCUCCGACGGCUGGGCUUACAACGGCCAGACCGGCCACGCUGAGAUCCUCACUGCCGACAACUACUCCAAGAUCGGUUGCGCUCUGCACGCCGGUAUCUGGUGCUGCGAUGUCGCGUAAGCGACAUGCGCAACACAGAUGAGAAUCCGGGGGCGUUGGAGGCAUCAUCUUGGCUUGGAGAACAGCUCGCAUAGCACGCGCUGGACACUUUUCACUUCUUCUUUUAUAUCGU